Molecule: messenger RNA, 2601 nt
Organism: Terrapene triunguis (Three-toed box turtle)
Lineage: Eukaryota; Metazoa; Chordata; Testudines; Emydidae
Gene: AGBL2
Product: ATP/GTP binding protein like 2
Exons: 22
Coding region: 1-2601 (866 amino acids)
Biological process (GO): proteolysis
Molecular function (GO): metallocarboxypeptidase activity; zinc ion binding
Source: RefSeq, a predicted model, not a curated record
AUGAGUCCAGCCCAGGAGCCAACCCCUGAGCUGCUCGCAGACCCCUAUGAGAGCUUCAUGCAUCACCAUCUCCAGUACUAUGGCUACUUCAGAGGGCUAGGCAGUUUACAAAGAUUUUCCCUCCCCCGAGAAAAUUGCAGAAAGCAGCUCCCUCGAUCCAACCGCGAUUCCCUUCAGGAUAACAAGAAGAAGCUGAUCUGCUCUCAUAUGCUGGAGGCCGCACUUCUCAAGAGCAAACAGCUUCUGUUCAAUCACCUUGAGGGCCCUGGGGUCCCACGCCUGCGGGAGCCACGCGGUCUCUUUGCUGUGCCCACCUCGAGAGGCCCCCUGCAGGCCCCACGCUGGCCAGUGGAGUGCGAAGUCAUCAAGGAGCAAAUCCAGCACAUUGAGUGGGUGCCGUCUGAACCGGAGCCAUUCUAUCAGCCCACAGGAACUGAGCCGGCCCCACUAAUUGUGGGGGAGGAGAAAGGAACCGUGGUCUAUCACAUAAAGCCAGCGGCCAAAGGCUCCUAUUUCACCUGCUCCCGCGUUGGAGGCGCGCGAGGGCCCAUCACCUCACCCGCCGUCAGCUUGGAAGGUCCAGAGGACACCACCCUGCUCUUUGAAUCCAGAUUCGAGAGCGGGAACCUCCAGAAGGCCGUCCGAGUAGGCCCGUACGAAUACGAGCUGACGCUGCGCAUGGACCUGUACACCAGCAAGCACACCCAGUGGUUCUACUUCCGGGUCAGGAACACCAGGAAAGGCAUCCCCUACCGCUUCUCCAUUGUCAACCUGAUGAAGCCCAAGAGCCUGUACAGCAUGGGGAUGAAGCCGCUCCUGUACUCUGAGAGGGACGCACAGACGCGUGGCGUGGGCUGGCGGAGAGAGGGGGGCGACAUCCGGUACUACCGGUGCAGCUCCGAGGAGGGCCAGGCGAUGUAUUGUCUCACGUGGACGGCGUGCUUCCCCCAUGACCAUGACACCUGCUACUUUGCCCACUUUUACCCCUACACCUUCUCGGACCUGCAGCGCUACCUGUUGGCAGUGGCCAGCGACCCGGUCCGCUCGCAGUACUGCAAGCCGCGGGUCCUGUGCAGCAGUCUGGCCGGCAACACUGUCUACCUUCUCACCAUCACCAGCCCGUCCCAAAACCCCGGUGCCACUGCCGCCAAGAAGGCUGUGGUGCUGAGCGCCAGGGUGCACCCUGGGGAGACCAACGGCUCGUGGGUGAUGAGGGGUUUCCUGGACUUCAUCCUGAGUGACUCCCCUGAUGCCCAGCUCCUCCGCGAGCUCUUCAUAUUCAAGGUGGUGCCCAUGCUCAACCCAGACGGGGUGAUCGUGGGGAACUACCGCUGCUCGCUGGCCGGGAGAGAUCUCAACCGCAGCUAUCGAACCGUCCUGAAGGAGUCCUUCCCUUGCAUCUGGCACACCCGGAGCAUGAUCCAGAGAGUCCUGGAGGAGCGGGAGGUUCUGCUGUAUUGUGACUUCCAUGGGCACAGCCGCAAGAACAACGUCUUCAUGUACGGCUGCAACAACAAGAGCGCUCCUGCCCAGCGGCUCCACGAGCGCGUCUUCCCACUCAUGCUCAGCAAAAACGCCCCUGACAAGUUUUCUUUCCGCAGCUGUAAGUUUAAGGUCCAGAAGAGUAAAGAAGGGACGGGCCGGAUUGUGAUGUGGAGGAUGGGAAUCCCCAACAGCUACACCAUGGAGUCCACCUUUGGCGGCUCAACCCUGGGAAUGACAAAAGUCUCUAACUUCUCGCCCAGAUUUCUUGGGUCUGUGGGUCAUGGUGUGUGUGAGCUCUUGCCUCUCUACCCUCAGUUCCUGCAGUGUCUGUCCGAGCUUCAGCAGCAAAUCCAUCGAAAGCUCAAGGAUCUGGGCCGUGGGCAGGACUCAGACGGUGCCUGGAGCGACAUCUCCCUGUCAGACAUUGAGUCCAGCACCAGCGGCUCCAACAGCUCCCAGUCCGACGGCCUCCCUGCUCAUUUACUCAGCGUGGCAGAGAAGUUCCAGCAGAAGAAGAAGCGGCUGCGGACGAGGAAGGAGAGGAACGAGCUGCGUCAGAAAUACGCCUCGAGCCAGGGGCUGACGUGCCAAGACAAGACCCCGGUGGCGGGGGAGAGAAGGUUGGGGAGCCCCACCUGCCGGACCCACCAGCCUGUCAGCGCGGCGGCUCUGUGCACGGAGGACAGCUCUGGCAAACAGGUCUGCUCUGGGGCCCAAGCUGUCCCGGAUGUUCGUACAGCUCCCAGCACGGGCAAGACUCCAGAAGCUGGCCUCGUUUCAGAUCUGCAGAGGAGAGAACCUAACGCCAGCCAGGAGGAGCAACCAGAAGAGCAUCUAUGGGCGAGUAAGCUGUGUCACCAGCACAGCCCUGGGCCUGAGCGCCUAUGGAAGGCCCGGCAGCCCCAGCCCUUGCUUAUCACCACGCUGACCCCGCCACAGCCCCAGAGACCCGUCGGCACGUCGCCCAUCAGAGAGCACCCCCUGCCCUUCCAUGUCCAGCUGGACGGAGAGCCCCACGGCAGCCGGCAUGCAGGCAGCUCAACGUUGGCGCAGUCUGCAUCCACGGUUGGAACCAGCCCAUGCAGAUUCACCUCUGAUACAGGAGUCCUCAGCUGA